CGCAGCCCCCAGAAAAGGAAGAAUUGCCGGGGGGGGGCGGAAUCGAAGGAUUAAGAGACGCCAAGUUUCAGCAGCAGCUGUGGCUCAGCGAAGGCGGGGCCAGAUGACAUCUCUCCUCUUGCUUUGCCUGGGCAAGGUAAAGUGGACGGAGUGAGCCAGUAGGAGGGGAGAGGGAGAGAAGGGGCGCCGAAAGAGAAGCGGGACUCGGAGCGAGGAUUAGCGGGAGAAUCCACCUGAACUCCCCGAGGGAAGCAGAGCAGCGCAGAGGACUUCCACGCUGUUAGCCCAGUCGGGAGACAGCUUCUCCCCGUUCGUUUCCCGUGCCAGCCAAGGCGAUGUGGACUUAGCCCAAGGAAAGACAAAAAGGAUCCUAAGCCGAAGGGAUAACGAGAGGGAGGAGGAGGAGGAGGAGGAAGGUCCAGGAGAGGGGAGGGGAGAGACCAGCCCUUUGCUCCGCUCCCUGCCCCCGCCCCCCAGAGCAGCGGAACAAACCUACCAAGGCAGAGCCCUCCAGUUCUUGUCAUCCCCUUAGCAGUUAGCCGCCUUUGAUGCCAUGGGGAACAGUUUCUCCAGCAUCCCCGCGCUGCCUAGGGGCAACCCCAACCGCUUCCACAGGGCCCAUCAUCAACAUCUCAAAGAUUCCAUUGGUGGGCCCUUUCCUUCUUCCUCUCAUCGAUGCCACCACAAGCAAAAACACUGUCUACCCAUCUCACAGUGUGGGACACUCUCAGUCAGCCCACUGCUUUUCCACCCUCACACCAAGGGGUCACAGAUCAUCAUGGAUACCGCCCAGAAAGUGGUCAAGCGACAGGCAAGUUUCUGCAAUGCCAUCACCUUCAGCAACAGGCCAAUAGUAAUCUACGAGCAAAUCAGGCUUAAGAUCACAAAGAAGCAGUGUUGUUGGAGCGGAGCUCUUCGACUUGGAUUUACAUCCAAAGAUCCCUCUAGGAUUAACCCAGAAACUCUGCCCAAGUAUGCAUGCCCAGAUCUGGUUUCUCAAAGCGGAUUCUGGGCUAAGGCCCUUCCAGAAGAGUUUGCAAAUGAAGGAAAUAUCAUAGCAUUCUGGGUGGAUAAAAAGGGACGUGUAUUUUAUCGCGUUAAUGAUUCUGCUGCCAUGUUGUUCUUCAGUGGGGUAAGGACAACUGAACCACUGUGGGCUUUGAUUGAUGUGUAUGGACUCACUCGUGGAGUGCAACUAUUAGAUAGUGAAAUUAUUCCUCCUGAUUGCCUCCGUCCAAGAUCGUUCACAGCUAUCCGCCGACCCUCAUUGCGCAGAGAAACUGAGGAUACUCGUCUGUCUGUGAGCCUUUGUGAUCUCAACUUACAGGAGGACAAUUUCCAUGUCAUGACUGCCAUGUGUCCUAUUCCACAGAAUUCCCUCAACUCUCAGCAUUCCCACCUCCUCCCAUCUCAGCUUGAAAGUGACCUCCGCUUCCAUCAGCUCAGGGGAGCCCAUAUUAAAAUUCUGGAUGACCAGACUGUGGCCCGUCUGGAGCAUGCUCGAGAAGAGAGAACUUUGGUUUUCACAAGCAGGCCACUUAGAAUCAAUGAGACUAUAUUUGUCAAAAUCAAUAAAUCCAACACUUCACGUACUGGGACACUGUCAUAUGGGGUAACUACUUGUGAUCCUAGCACCCUGAGACCCAGUGACCUUCCUUAUAAUCCAGAGUCUUUAGUUGAUCGAAAAGAGUUCUGGGCUGUCUGUAGAGUGUUGGUGCCUCUCCAGAGUGGAGACAUCUUGGGAUUCAUGGUGAAUUCAGAAGGUGAACUGCACUUGAGUCACAAUGGAGCAAGUGCAGGCAUGCAAGUAUGCGUGGAUUGUUCCCAACCAUUAUGGAUGUUUUUUGGUUUACAUGGAGCAGUGAUGCAAAUUCGUGUCCUGGGUUCUACUCUCAUGGCUGAACACCUGGGGCCAUCAGCACCAAGCUCACCCAUCUCAUCUCCCAAUUCACCUUCCAUCCUCUGCAAUGGUGUUUCUGAUCCCAUCCUAUGUAUAUCUGGUUCUGGCCCACUUGGCAGCUCAGUCAGUGGUACAGCUCCAAAUUCUCCGAUCAGCAUGCCAGAAUCCCCUCUUUCCCCUUCCGUCUCAGGAUCUUGGAAUGAUGAAUGUACUAUCUGCUAUGAGAACAUGGUGGACACUGUGAUUUACUCCUGUGGACAUAUGUGUCUGUGUUACACAUGUGGGCUCAAACUCAAGAAGAUGGCCAAUGCCUGUUGUCCUAUCUGUAGACGUGCCAUCAAGGACAUCAUCAAAACCUAUCGCAGCACUUAAAGUUGCAUGACAGAAGGGUAGGAACUAGGAAGAGGAUUUUCAUAAAACUUAACCAGGACAAGGAUGGUGGGAAGAAGUGGUCCCCCACUUUAAAUAUGUAGCUAAUUCUGAAUGUUCUUAACUGUGGGCACAGCCUCCCCCCAUCUGAAAUUUGAGGGCUAAAAAUGUCAUCAUUCCUUGGCAUCUAGCAAAGAGCUCCUAUCAACAUUUAAUAUGUGUAGCCAGCAAGAAAGGCUGGAUUUCAUGUCUCCCUUUCUCUGGCUGCCCUAUUGCAUUUUCCCUAUUCUUUCUUCCUAGUUGGAUGUUACAAGGAUCAAAUGAGAAAACAAUGUGAAAUAAGCAGAUUUUCAUGUUAACAGAACUAAUUGAAUACUUGGAAACAAGAGGAGUAGAAUAAGGACAAAUCAUUUCUGUGCUGAAACUACCUUGAAGGGCAAGAGAGCCUCACAUAGGAUUUUCUUCCCUGUUUUCCUAAUCAUAUCAAUGGCUGCUACAUCCCCCAAGUAAUUAUAAUGCAGCAGAUGCUGCUACUAAGGAAGACUGUGCUUGGACAGGUUCUUCUAUGUUGUGCUGUGCACAAAGGGCCAGCAGCUAACCAUUGACUUAGCUUCUACUUUCUGUAACUGUUCUCUUACUUCUCCUAGUUUCUCAAGACAGCAGCUGUUCAUAUCUCAUAAGCAUGAUAUCACUUCUUUCUUUGGUGGCUUUCCUCUUUUGCUUUUGCUUUCCAAAGU
Messenger RNA from Candoia aspera, 3006 nucleotides. RefSeq names its product neuralized E3 ubiquitin protein ligase 1 (gene NEURL1). The transcript has 6 exons. The record is from RefSeq and is a predicted model, not a curated record. Gene Ontology annotation, biological process: negative regulation of Notch signaling pathway. The coding region runs from base 554 to 2272 and encodes 572 amino acids. NCBI's taxonomy places the organism in Eukaryota, Metazoa, Chordata, Lepidosauria, Squamata, Candoiidae. Gene Ontology annotation, cellular component: plasma membrane; postsynaptic density. Gene Ontology annotation, molecular function: ubiquitin protein ligase activity.